UUUACCAAAUAUAAAAUCUAGAAUAUAUUUGAUUUAAUUCAAUUGAUAUUUUAUGUCUGUCUUUCAUUUGCAUAUACUGUGAAGGGCAUUUGACAAGAUUUAUGUUUUUCAGAUUGAGCAAUUAAUUGACUGAUGGAGAGGGUUAAGAAUGGGUUGUACAGGAUUAAACAGCAUAAAACAAGUAAACAUCAUGUGUUUGCAUAUAUGAGAAAAUAUUACAUCAAUUUAAUAUUUUGUUUUGUUUUUUUUUUACUUUAAUUUUUAUUUUUUAUAUUUCAUUUUUUGGAUUUAUUCACACUCCAUACCAGCUGGUGGAGCUAAUGCACCAAUUCCUUUGUUGCCAGCCAAUAGAAGACAUUAAGUAACAGAGGUUGAGGAUAGUGUAAGUUCACUAUAGUGUAAACUUAUAGUUUGUGGUGUAAACAUGGCAGUGCAAACUCUUGUCUCUGCGAAAUGGCUCGCUGACAUGGUAAAGCGCAGUUUAGUCGGACCGCGCUUACGGAUCCUGGACACGUCCUGGUACCUGCCAAUGAUGAAUCGAGAUUCCAAGAAGGAGUUUGCACGAUCUCACAUCCCAGGAGCGUCUUUCUUCGACAUCGAUGAGUGCUCCGACAGAACCUCGAAGUUCGACCACAUGCUGUCAUCCGAGGAAUUCUUUGCAGACUACGUUGGGAACCUGGGCGUUGGUGACGACACCCACGUAGUUGUUUACGAUGCCAGUGACUACGGAGCGUUUUCCUGCACCAGGGUUUGGUGGAUGUUCCGAUUGUUCGGCCACCCUCAGGUGUCAGUGCUGAACGGGGGGUUCAGGAACUGGGUCAGAGAGGGUCACCCGGUCACGGGGACGUACAGCAAGCCUGAAAAAGCCAACUUCACCGCCACUAUGAACCGCUCCUGGGUCAAGUCAUUUGAGGACAUCACAGAUAACAUUUCUACUCAGAGUUUCCAGGUGGUGGACGUGAGGCCCUUUGCAAGGUUCCGUGGAAGAGAGCCAGAACCAAGAGAGGGUGUAAAACCAGGCCACAUCCCUGGCUCCAAAUGCAUGCCUUUCUUCAAGUUUGUAGAUGAGGAUGGCAUGAUGCUGUCCACGGAGGAGCUGAAGAAGUUCUUUGAGAAGUCACAAGUGGACCUGAGUAAGCCCAUCUGUGGUACCUGUGGCUCUGGUGUGACUGCCUGUCACAUGGUGCUGGCUGCCCAUCUGUGUGGUGCCCCCGGGGCUUCAGUGUAUGAUGGAUCCUGGUAUGAGUGGUUCACCAAGGCUCCGCCAGAGCACAUUGUCUCUGAGGCUUCGAAGCUUUGAGGAGGUGCUGAAAAACUGUACUUCAAUCAGAUACGUCAGAGAUAAGCAGAAAUAUGUAAACCAGCAAUGUAAGUGGAUACAUGUUAGAUUAUCUCAGGGUGUAAACAGCAACAAUAUUUUACUCAAUAUGACUAAAAUCAUGGGGUCCAAAACCUGUGGUGGUGCCCCUGCUUGUGAGAUCACAAUCUCAACAUUAUCAGUAUCUGACAGUGUCCUUCUACAGUCGCCUGAAGAACUGUAUUGUUAUAGCACAACCUACUGGUGCUUUAAAGGAGGUGCACUAUAAAAAAUGUGCUGAAUACAGUUUUAUUAUGUCCGGUACGUCCAGUUUUAUAAUGCUGCACUUGUGUGAAUGUCACAGUCUCUAAUUCAAAGCUAAAAAGCAUUAGCAGUUAAAAUAAAUUAGUGCCAGUGAGAUUUUAUAUGUCAUUUUAUUUUAAUGUUGUUCAUUUUGUAAUGUUCACAAUCUUAAUAAAAAACACUAAGUGUUCGAA
Messenger RNA from Lates calcarifer (barramundi perch), 1794 nucleotides. Its product is annotated as 3-mercaptopyruvate sulfurtransferase. The record is from RefSeq and is a predicted model, not a curated record. Gene Ontology annotation, molecular function: thiosulfate-cyanide sulfurtransferase activity. Bases 425 to 1300 code for a protein of 291 amino acids. Gene Ontology annotation, cellular component: mitochondrion. The transcript is spliced from 2 exons. NCBI's taxonomy places the organism in Eukaryota, Metazoa, Chordata, Actinopteri, Centropomidae. Gene Ontology annotation, biological process: transsulfuration.